AUGGAGAAUGAUGCGGAUGGAAUUAUUUUGGCAUUUAUAAAUCUUCUCACAUCCGAAUUACAAAUUGAGGAAAUUUUUUCUUUUGAUGAAAUCCUAUGUUUGCUGCCUAUUCUUAUUAAAAUGAUCCAAACUGGUGAAUUAACCUUCAAAAGUGAUUUUGACUUUAAAUUUAAAGAUGCCGUUGAAUUUAUUAAAAAAGAAUUGGGAAGCAAGUCUGUGGAACUUUUGAAGCCUGAAAAUGCGGAUGAUGGAGAUAAACAAGAGAUUGCUAAUAUAAUAUUUGCCCUCUUAUUUAUUUUAUAUAAAAAUCAAAGGGCUAAAUUUGAUCAAAUAUGUGAAAAAUUGGAUGGAAAAAAUUCUGUUGGGAUUAGAAAUUUGUUAAAACGUUUGGAUAGUUUUGAUCGUUUUUCACCAAUACCCUUUACUUCAAUUUUAAACAAUUCUUCUUCAAAUAAUUUAUUUUCUUCAAAUAACUCAAAUUUUCAAAUAUUUUCUUCACAACACGAAAAAGAAAAAUUGGAAGAAAUAUCAAAAUAUAAAAUUAAAUCGGCAGAAUUGGAAGCUAAAUAUAGCCAAAUUGAGUCAAUUAAUUCAAAAUUAAAUGAACAACUUGGAAAUGCUCAAAAUGAAUUUGCUGAUUUGGAAAAUAAAUUUGAGAGGUUAAAACAGGCUGAUAAUGAAAAGCAAGGAUCUAUAGAACUUUUAAAUAUUCAAUUGAGAGAAAUUACAGACGAAAUGGAGACUUUACGUUAUACAAAUUUGGAAUUACAAAAAGAAUUAAAAUCUUUAAAGGAAACCCAUUCCCGUGCCCUUCAAAAAUCAGCACAAGAUUUAAAAUUGAAGGAAGAGGAAGUUGGAUUGCUUUAUAUUAGAUUAGAUACUUUAGUUAAACAAAUAACAGAUAAGGACUCUUCUGAAAAUAAAUUAAAAUUUAUGGAACAACAAUUAGCUAAUCAGCAGGGGACAAUUGGGGAAUUAAGGAGUGGUCUUGAACAAGCUUUGGAUAGAGCUAAUUUUGCAGAAAAAGAAUUAAUUAAAUAUAAAGGACUACACAACAAUUCUAUUAACCUUCAAAAUAACACAACUUUUCAAAAUGAUUCAGAUAAUUCUAUUUCUCUUCAUGAUGAUUUAAAUUCUUGUAAAAUUACAGAAAAUCAUAGGUUUUAUUUUUAA
Molecule: messenger RNA, 1173 nt
Organism: Meloidogyne enterolobii
Lineage: Eukaryota; Metazoa; Nematoda; Chromadorea; Rhabditida; Meloidogynidae
Source: the annotation of a GenBank genome assembly